Molecule: messenger RNA, 3661 nt
Organism: Diabrotica balteata
Lineage: Eukaryota; Metazoa; Arthropoda; Insecta; Coleoptera; Chrysomelidae
Source: the annotation of a GenBank genome assembly
GCGGAAUGUCGCGUUUCGCGCAGCCUCAGGUUGCCGGAGUAACGAUUGCGAAAGUCCAGCUGACGACCCGGGGUGCGUCACAGAUCCGAGGAGGCAGCCAUGUAGUUGCACCUUUCGCACCGCUCACUGCUUUAGUGUUCUAUUAGAACUUAGUUUUAGUGUCUAUCUCUAACGACUAUUCUUCUUCUUCACUUCUUCCGCGACUUUAAUCUGUACUACUAAGCACUUUUUUCUGGUGAAAACAGUCUUUCGAAACAACAGGGUUAAACAACGACUGAUAACAUCAACAUUCUGUCAAUUUCAACAAUAAUUUUUCUCGUAGUGUAGUGUAGCUAUUUAAGCUUUGAUACAUUUUUUGAAUGUUUUACUUAAAUGUUGAAUUUUACAUUAAAAAUACUUAAUAAGAUAUAAUUUAGAAUUUUGGCGCUUCGAAACACAGGUUUCACAGGAACUGUUAAAAAAUUAAUCCCUUGAAAUGUACCGUGACGACAAAUUGAAAUUAUUACGCGAACGUAUUACGCGCUGUUGGAAUUCUCCCAAAAUAUUCUCAGUCAUCUCCGGAACACCGUGGACAUGUACCGCCGUGGAGGCAUAAAAAUACCGAUAUAAAAAAAUUUCAUCAUUACUGACGUUGGACGUUGCUUGUUGUUGUCGGUGUAUCUUUGUUCGCGAUGUUGAUGACGGCCAUCGGGCCGGACUUCGGCGCGUCACAAUUGUCGUCGGAAAUAUGGAGCUGCAAAGCAUGGUCAUCUAUACCAUUAUCAAUAUCCAGUUGCCAGUUGUGGGAGUUUGCAAAAGAGAAGAAGGAUGCCUCGGAUGGAUCAAAGGACAAAUUAAACGAGCGGUAGCGGCAUAUCUGCGUGCCCUCAACUUGUCCCCCAAUAAUGCCGUGGUUCACGGAAAUCUCGCCUGCGUUUACUAUGAACAAGGACUUAUCGAUCUGGCCAUUGAUACUUAUAGGCGAGCAAUUGAACUUCAGCCUAAUUUCCCGGACGCCUAUUGUAACUUAGCCAAUGCACUAAAAGAAAAAGGUCAAGUUUCCGAAGCCGAAGAAUGUUACAACACAGCAUUACGUUUGUGUCCUUCGCAUGCGGACUCUCUCAACAAUUUGGCCAAUAUCAAGAGGGAACAGGGUUACAUAGAAGAAGCUACCAGGUUGUACUUGAAGGCUUUGGAAGUAUUCCCCGAAUUUGCUGCAGCUCACAGCAAUUUAGCAUCUGUACUUCAGCAGCAGGGUAAACUGAAUGAAGCACUGAUGCAUUACAAGGAAGCUAUUAGGAUUCAGCCGACCUUUGCAGAUGCAUAUUCCAAUAUGGGAAAUACCUUGAAAGAGAUGCAAGACGUAUCUGGAGCCCUUCAAUGUUACACACGCGCCAUCCAAAUAAACCCGGCCUUUGCUGAUGCGCACAGUAAUCUAGCUAGUAUCCACAAAGAUUCAGGCAACAUUCCAGAAGCCAUACAGUCGUACAGAACCGCUUUAAAGCUGAAGCCAGAUUUUCCUGAUGCAUAUUGUAACCUCGCUCACUGCUUACAAAUUGUCUGUGACUGGACAGAUUAUGAUUCAAGGAUGAAAAAAUUGGUAAACAUUGUCGCAGAUCAGCUGGAAAAGAACCGUUUACCGUCUGUUCAUCCGCAUCAUUCAAUGUUGUAUCCUCUUUCUCACGAAUUCCGCAAAGCUAUUGCUGCCAGGCACGCUAAUUUAUGCCUAGAGAAAAUAAACGUUUUGCAUAAAUUCCCUUACAAGUUCACCCCGGAGCUUAAAAGUAGAUUAAGAAUCGGUUACGUCAGCAGUGAUUUUGGAAAUCAUCCGACAUCACAUUUAAUGCAGUCGAUUCCUGGAAUGCACGAUAAAUCAAAGGUAGAAAUAUUUUGUUAUGCUUUAAGCCAAGACGAUGGAACUACAUUCAGAAGUAAAAUCUCUAGGGAAGCGGAGCAUUUUAUUGAUCUUUCUUCUUUAUCUUGCAAUGGUAAAGCCGCUGAUCGAAUUUAUUCAGAUAAUAUCCACGUAUUAGUAAACAUGAAUGGAUAUACAAAGGGAGCACGAAACGAGAUAUUUGCUCUAAGGCCAGCUCCCAUUCAAGUAAUGUGGCUAGGAUAUCCAGGAACAAGUGGUGCCAGUUUCAUGGAUUACCUUAUUACCGAUGAAAUCACGUCACCAAUAGAAGUAGCAGAUCAAUAUAGCGAAAAGUUGGCUUAUAUGCCAUACACAUACUUUGUCGGAGACCACAAACAAAUGUUCCCCCAUUUAAAAGAAAGAUUAAUAGUAAGUGAUAAAACGGGACAGAAUUUAGCUGAUAAUGUAGCUAUAAUCAACGCCACAGAUUUAUCUCCUCUUGUUGAAAAUACAGACGUCAAAGAAAUUAAAGAGAUCAUAAAAGCGGCAAAACCAGUGGAAAUUAGCUUGAAAGUUGCUGAAUUACCAACUACCACUCCGAUAGAAAAUAUGAUUGCAUCUGGACAAAUUCAAACUUCAUUGAAUGGAGUAGUUGUCCAAAACGGACUAGCAACAACGCAAACAAAUAACAAAGCAGCUACGGGUGAGGAAGUUCCACAAAAUAUCGUUAUAACAACUAGACAGCAAUACGGCCUACCAGAUGAUGCAGUAGUUUACUGUAAUUUUAAUCAGUUGUACAAAAUCGAUCCAGUGACGCUUCACAUGUGGGUGAACAUUCUGAAAGCAGUACCAAAUGCAGUCCUCUGGCUGUUACGGUUUCCCGCAGUCGGUGAACCGAAUUUAUUGAGCACUGUACAGCAUCUAGGUUUACCACCAGAGAAAAUUAUCUUUAGUAAUGUAGCUGCCAAAGAAGAACAUGUAAGGAGAGGUCAACUCGCAGAUGUUUGUCUCGAUACUCCGUUAUGCAAUGGACACACAACCAGCAUGGACGUGCUGUGGACAGGAACUCCAGUGGUAACUUUACCCGGUGAAACUUUAGCGUCGCGAGUAGCAGCUAGUCAGUUGAAUACUUUGGGUUGUCCUGAGUUGAUAGCUAAUUCAAGGCAGGAAUAUCAAGAUAUUGCCAUUAAACUGGGAACAGAUAAAGAAUAUUUAAAAGCUAUGCGACACAAAGUAUGGACAGCAAGAUCAACUUCACCACUAUUUAACUGUAAGAUCUAUGCACAAGGGUUGGAGUUGUUGUACGGCAAGAUGUGGGAUCGCUUCGCAGCUGGCUUGAAACCCGAUCACAUCAUUGAUACAACUGCCACUGAAUAGUGUCAUCGUUGAAAAUGUGAUAAAAUACGUUAACUUUAAAAAUCUCUUCUUUUUAUAGACAAUAAUUUGCAAUUGAGAAAAAUACAUAGUUUCAGUUCCAAGUUGAUACUAAUGUAGUUUUAGUAUGACAAUGACAUUGUAUAUAAAAGAUUUCCGUGACGACAUAUUAAGCAAAAGAUUAUUGAGUUGAUGCGAAUUCUUGUUAUGUUAUUCUCGCAGUGAACAUUAUUUUUAUAUAAUUGAUAUCAACAACUGACUAUGGCUAUUUGUGUGAUUUAUUAAAUUGUAUAUAUUUCUUAUAGUAUAAAAUGUAUAUGUGCGGUUUAAAUAAGUUCAAUAUGAUUUAUAUUAUUUAAGUUAUUAAUAAAUUAUAUGCUGUUCAUUUUAUUACUAUGUAAUACAUUUACUUGACAUGUGUAAUUUAAUGCCAUUAUAAUAAAGAUAUAUUUU